GAAUAUUUAGUGCAGACUCUGUGCUUUUAAGUGGAUGCUCCCUUUGGGUUCUUUUGCUCGUCAAUGGCAAAGCAAGCCAUCAGUCCUACUUGACAACAUCGAUUGUUGUGAAAGUCGAUCUGACCAAAUGACCCGUUUCAUUCAAUGUGCAGCAGAUAUUCGAGCCAACAUCGUGCUUCGCCACCCCAAGACCCCGGGACGAUGUGCGGCUUAUUGGGGAGAUCCCAAAAGCACUGGGCGCUAAUGCACGAGUUCUAGAGCUUGAUUACAGUUGAGCCAGACUGCAAGGCAGACACUGCCACGAUCUUCGUACCUAUUUGGUUCGUAUCACACUCGGUCAAUCAAGGACUUCGCCGGCUUGAACGAAAGUUCCUGAACUCCAUCUUUACUCCUCUGAAAGUAUCGUAUAACUACGGCUCCAGAAUGGACUGCUUGAUCUUGUUCAAGCAUGACGUUCCAAAUAUUGCUCGUAUUUGGGGGUCUACGGUGUUUGUGCCCAUUUGAGCAGCAGAGUUCAGGGCCAGUGUGAGACACUUGUUGGAGGUUCUGCCCUGGGUCUAGCUACGACGGAUCUUGAGCAUGGCUUAUGCUACCAUUCCCAUGAGUACGAUAGCGUACAGGUUAGAUGUCACAGAUCAACCGACCAGAAACUUGGGACCUAGUCCGGAUGAGUGGUUGCGAAUCAAAGAUGUAUUCGCCGAAUUAUACAUUGCAGAGAACCGAAAACUCAGAGAAGUCAAGGAUAUCUUGUCCAAGAACCAUGGCUUCGAUGCCAGCGAGAAGAUGUACAAAAGGCGCAUCACGGAGUGGAAGAUCCACAAGAACUACAAAGCCCAGGAGAAGGUGGCUCUGGCCCGCAGAGUCAAGGCUUGUGUGGACGCCGGCAACAACCCUGACACGAUUUCUUUUCGUGGGAGGCCGUUGAAACUUGACCGUGUCAGGCGACACUGUCGAAAUGACAAGAAGCUGGCCAAGUUAUGGGAGCAUUUGUCUCAAAGUCCUCAAGAAGCGGCGGAGAAAGACCUGGUCGUUCGAGAAAGCAAAGUCCCAGCCAAGGCAAAUCGACAAUCAACUUGCAGAAUAUCUCCAGUUGUGACGGACACGAUUGUAACGACCUCUUCAGACGGACCUAGCCUGACGAAUUCCUCUCUUAUCAGAUCCGAGUCUGGUCUGGAGAUGAACGCGACGCUACUUUCCGCAUCGCCCAGACUUACAGCACAGCUUGACGAGCCAACGGAUCUCCGUGCUGCCAAUGCUGUCCUUUUGCAUACCAGGGAUGCCAUCGACUGGCAAUUCACAGCAUUCACUCGUGUGAAGCUUCAUGAUCUCCAAUCACGUUUCCCGGGCCGAGUCCCAAUAGAAGUUAUCACCGGACAAGUCGACCAAGUGUCGGCAUUCUGGUUGGCGCUUUAUCACGGAUACGUUUUCCUGAAAGCAGGAAACCAGACACGGGCAUUCCAAACAUUGGAUAACUCAUGCCAGAUGGUGCAACCACUGCUGGCCACGGCUCCGCUUCAACUUUUGACUUGUCUGCUUUUGCAUUUUGCCAAACCAUGGCACGGUCUCGAUGCCCUCGAACAGCAAUUACUGGGUUUUGUGUCGUCGAUGACCGCUAAUGUGCUUGGUCGUCAUCACCCUCUAGCAAAUGCGCUGCAGCUGGUGGCUACUGCUGGGAUCAGGGAGCACGUCUCUGAAUCUAUGAUGUGUAUGAUCGUUGAUGCUUAUAGAAGCCGACGCAAACCGAGCAACUCGUCGGUGUUUGCCUUGCGUAUCGAUCAGAUCGAUAUGCUACGGGAGCGCAAGAAGUUUGCGCAGGCACAGACCCUCUGCCAGGAAGUUGUCAACGAGAGUCAAGUCAUGGGACACAAGCGACACCGAACUGCCCUGGCCGCCCUCGGGAGAAUUUAUGCCGAUCAGAAUGAAGAGUAUGCAGUGGAAGGUGUUGCGAGCAGGAUACUUGCCGAAGAGAGAGUUGAUCGUCUCGCCUCGGACAGAGGUGGCACUAUAAUAUGGGCCCACGACCAACUGGCGAGACUGUACAUGGACAGACGGGAUUACAAACCUGCCGAGCGACAUCUCUGGAGAGCGAUUCUUGAGUCCCGGGGACGACCGGACCACCGAGGGCCUUCGACGCGGUCCUUGAUCGUGAGGUUUCAGUCAUGUCUGAGCCAGCAAGGUCGGUGUGUGGAGAUUGAGGAAAUCUGUGCUGGCACGGGAAUCCCACUUGAGCUGGUGGGAUGGUAA
Exophiala oligosperma is the source of this 2244-nucleotide messenger RNA. RefSeq lists its product as uncharacterized. The transcript has a single exon. Bases 580 to 2244 code for a protein of 554 amino acids. Gene Ontology annotation, molecular function: protein binding. NCBI's taxonomy places the organism in Eukaryota, Fungi, Ascomycota, Eurotiomycetes, Chaetothyriales, Herpotrichiellaceae. The record is from RefSeq and is a predicted model, not a curated record.